Penicillium cataractarum is the source of this 2463-nucleotide messenger RNA. It is a transcript of the gene cdc48, whose product is annotated as AAA family ATPase CDC48. Gene Ontology annotation, molecular function: polyubiquitin modification-dependent protein binding; ATP hydrolysis activity; ATP binding. The transcript is spliced from 6 exons. The record is from RefSeq and is a predicted model, not a curated record. Gene Ontology annotation, cellular component: nucleus; cytosol; VCP-NPL4-UFD1 AAA ATPase complex. Gene Ontology annotation, biological process: mitotic spindle disassembly; retrograde protein transport, ER to cytosol; autophagosome maturation. Lineage: Eukaryota; Fungi; Ascomycota; Eurotiomycetes; Eurotiales; Aspergillaceae. The coding region runs from base 1 to 2463 and encodes 820 amino acids.
AUGUCUGCGGAGCCGGAUCACACUCACGACAAGAAGAGGGUCCAUCUCCAGGACGCCUCUGGCGCUGAGAAGAAGGAAGAGCUCGACACUUCUACUGCCAUCCUUAAGAAGAAGAAGAAGCCCAACUCCUUGAUUGUGACCGAUGCCGUCAACGAUGACAACUCCGUUAUUGCCCUCUCCAACAACACCAUGGAAACUCUCCAGCUCUUCCGCGGUGACACAGUUCUGGUUAAGGGCAAGAAGCGCAAGGAUACCGUUCUGAUUGUUUUGGCCGAUGAUGAUCUCGAUGAUGGUAGUGCCCGCAUCAACCGUGUUGUGCGCCACAACCUCCGUGUGAAGCACGGCGACAUCAUCACCGUCCACCCUUGCCCCGAUAUUAAAUAUGCUAAGCGCAUUGCUGUGCUCCCCAUCGCCGAUACCAUCGAGGGCCUGACCGGCUCUCUCUUCGAUGUCUACCUUGCUCCUUACUUCCGCGAAGCCUACCGCCCCCUGCGAAUUGGCGACACAUUCACCGUCCGCGGUGGUAUGCGCCAAGUGGAAUUUAAGGUGGUCGAAGUCGACCCCCCAGAGUACGGUAUCGUUGCACAGGACACAGUUAUUCACUGCGAGGGUGAGCCCAUCCAACGAGAGGAUGAGGAGGGCAACUUGAACGAGGUUGGCUAUGACGAUAUUGGUGGCUGCCGGAAACAGAUGGCUCAGAUCCGUGAAUUGGUCGAGCUGCCUCUCCGUCACCCCCAACUCUUCAAGUCUAUCGGUAUCAAGCCUCCCCGUGGUAUCCUCAUGUACGGUCCCCCCGGUACUGGUAAGACCUUGAUGGCCCGUGCCGUCGCCAACGAGACCGGCGCUUUCUUCUUCCUCAUCAACGGUCCCGAGAUCAUGUCCAAGAUGGCCGGUGAGUCCGAGUCCAACCUUCGCAAGGCUUUCGAGGAGGCCGAGAAGAACUCUCCCGCCAUCAUCUUCAUUGAUGAGAUCGACUCUAUCGCCCCUAAGCGUGACAAGACCAACGGUGAGGUCGAGCGCCGUGUCGUUUCCCAGCUGUUGACCCUCAUGGACGGCAUGAAGGCCCGCUCCAACGUGGUCGUUAUGGCCGCCACUAACCGUCCCAACUCCAUUGACCCUGCCCUUCGUCGUUUCGGCCGUUUCGACCGUGAGGUUGAUAUCGGUAUUCCCGACCCCACUGGCCGUCUGGAGAUCAUGCAGAUUCACACCAAGAACAUGAAGCUUGGUGACGAUGUUGACCUGGAGACCAUCGCUGCCGAGACCCACGGUUACGUCGGUUCCGAUUUGGCCUCCUUGUGCUCUGAGGCUGCUAUGCAGCAGAUCCGUGAGAAGAUGGACCUGAUCGACCUUGAUGAGGACACCAUCGAUGCCGAGGUUCUCGACUCCCUGGGUGUCACCAUGGAGAACUUCCGCUACGCUCUGGGUGUCUCCAACCCCUCCGCUCUCCGCGAGGUUGCCGUUGUCGAGGUCCCCAAUGUCCGCUGGGACGACAUUGGUGGUCUCGAGGAGGUCAAGCGCGAGCUUAUCGAGUCCGUUCAGUACCCUGUGGACCACCCCGAGAAGUUCCAGAAGUUCGGUCUCUCGCCUUCUCGUGGUGUUCUGUUCUACGGUCCUCCUGGUACUGGUAAGACCCUGUUGGCCAAGGCUGUCGCAAACGAGUGCGCUGCCAACUUUAUCUCCGUCAAGGGCCCCGAGCUUCUCAGCAUGUGGUUCGGUGAGUCUGAGAGCAACAUUCGUGACAUCUUCGACAAGGCUCGCGCUGCUGCUCCUUGCGUUGUCUUCCUGGACGAACUGGAUUCCAUUGCCAAGUCUCGUGGUGGUUCCCAGGGUGAUGCCGGCGGUGCUUCUGACCGUGUCGUCAACCAGCUUCUGACUGAGAUGGAUGGUAUGACCUCCAAGAAGAACGUUUUCGUCAUCGGUGCUACCAACCGUCCCGAGCAAUUGGACGCUGCCCUGGUCCGCCCUGGUCGUCUUGAUACUCUGGUCUACGUGCCUCUGCCCGACCAGGAGUCUCGCGAGUCUAUCCUCAAGGCUCAGCUGCGCAAGACCCCCGUCGCUACCGACGUCGACAUGGCCUUCAUCGCCAGCAAGACUCACGGCUUCUCCGGUGCCGAUCUUGGCUUCGUGACCCAGCGUGCCGUCAAGCUCGCCAUCAAGGAGGCCAUCUCCCUCGACAUUGAGCGCACUCGUGCCCGCGAGGCCGCUGGCGAGGAUGUCACCAUGGGAGAGGGUGAGAUUGAGGAGGAGGACCCCGUUCCUGAGCUGACCCGCGCCCACUUCGAGGAGGCCAUGAAGACCGCUCGUCGCUCUGUCAGCGAUGUCGAGAUCCGCCGCUACGAGGCCUUUGCUCAGAGCCUGAAGAACUCUGGUGGCAGCAGCUUCUUCCGCUUCCCGUCCGCCGGUGAGGUUCAGAACAAUGACACCUUCGGUGAAGCCGGUAAUGAUGACAGCCUCUACGACUAA